Molecule: messenger RNA, 5018 nt
Organism: Onychostruthus taczanowskii (white-rumped snowfinch)
Lineage: Eukaryota; Metazoa; Chordata; Aves; Passeriformes; Passeridae
Gene: RNF38
Product: ring finger protein 38
Exons: 11
Coding region: 366-1664 (432 amino acids)
Source: RefSeq, a predicted model, not a curated record
UCCCCGAUCCUCUGAAACCGAAACUAAACCGGGGCCGGGCCGGGGGGCCGUGCCGUCACCGCGGCGCGCAGGCGCCUGGGGCCCGCGGCCGCAGCCGGGCGCAGACAAAGGACGCCUGGCGCCGGGCGUGGUGUGACGUCACCGGCCCGGGGGCCGGGGGCCGCGCUCCUGAAAGCGCUGGCGGAAGGGUCGGGCCCGGCCCGGGGCGGCCGCGGCGGCCCCGAGGUUGAGGCGGGGCGGUCCCCGCGGGAGCCGCGGCGGAGGCGGCGGGGCCGCAGAGCGAAGACAGUCCUAGUCCCAAGCGACAACGCCUUUCCCAUUCUGUCUUUGACUAUACAACAGCAUCACCAGCCCCAUCACCACCAAUGCGACCAUGGGAGAUGACAUCAAAUAGGCAGCCUCCUUUGGCUCGACCCAACCAACACCACUUCUCAGGGGAACGAUGCAACACACCUGCACGAAACAGGAGGAGUCCUCCUGUUCGACGUCAGAGAACAAGGAGAGAUCGUUUGUCUAGACAUAAUUCCAUAAGCCAGGAUGAAAACUAUCACCAUCUCUCCUAUGGACAGCAGCAAGCAAUAGAAGAGCCUCGAGCCUUUCGCCCACCGAAUGUAUCUCCUCGUAUGUUGCACCCAGCUGCUCACCCACCACAGCAGAAUGCAGUGAUGGUUGACAUUCAUGAUCAGAUCCAUCAGGGUGCAGUUCCUGUUUCAUACACAGUAACAACUGUAGCUCCACAUGGGAUACCACUUUGCACAGGCCAGCACAUUCCAGCCUGCAGCACUCAGCAGGUCCCAGGGUGCUCAGUGGUUUUCAGUGGCCAGCACCUUCCAGUUUGCAGUGUGCCUCCCCCAAUGCUUCAGGCGUGCUCAGUUCAGCAUCUACCUGUACCAUAUGCAGCAUUUCCACCCCUCAUCUCUAGUGACCCAUUCCUUUUGCAUCCUCCUCAUAUCUCUACACACCACCCUCCUCACUUACCUCCUCCAGGACAAUUUGUUCCUUUCCAAGCACAACAGUCACGGUCGCCACUUCAAAGGAUAGAAAAUGAUGUAGAAUUGCUUGGAGAUCAUCUUCCUGUAGGAGGUUUUACAUACCCUCCCUCAGCCCAUCCACCACCGUUGCCUCCCUCAGCUCCUCUUCAAUUCUUAGCCCAUGAUCCAUUACACCAGGAGGUGUCAUUUGGAGUACCUUACCCACCUUUUAUGCCUCGAAGACUCACAGGGCGCAGCAGAUACCGAUCACAGCAGCCAAUACCACCACAUCCUUACCAUCCCAGCCUAUUACCUUAUGUGCUAUCAAUGCUCCCAGUGCCACCGGCAGUUGGACCAGCUUUCAGCUUUGAGUUGGAUGUGGAAGAUGGAGAGGUAGAAAACUAUGAGGCACUGCUGAAUUUGGCAGAACGUCUGGGAGAAGCCAAACCACGGGGAUUAACAAAAGCAGAUAUUGAGCAGCUUCCAUCCUACAGGUUCAAUCCAAACAAUCACCAGUCAGAGCAGACAUUAUGUGUGGUGUGCAUGUGUGAUUUUGAGUCAAGGCAGCUACUUAGAGUCUUACCCUGUAACCAUGAGUUCCACGCCAAGUGUGUUGAUAAAUGGCUAAAGGCAAAUCGUACCUGCCCGAUUUGUAGAGCUGAUGCUUCAGAAGUGCAUCGUGAUUCAGAAUGACCGAUCUAAGAGCACAAAUCUGGUUUCGGUGUUUCUGGUCACAUGUAUAUAUGAACUCUCUAUUGAACUUACCUACCCAUGUGGCUUCCAGCCUGCCCUUUACACAAAAGGGUCAAUGGACCUUACUUGCACUGUGUGACUUAAUCAAUUAUAAAGCUUAUAACUAGUCUUCACAGUUACGGGAUUGUUAUACUAACAAGUGUGAUUGGAACUCCAAAGAUUUUUUUUUAGCUUAAUUUUAUGUGUGCACUAACAUUCCCUGGGUUUUGUGUGAUCAUUCCAAGUAUUGCUGCGAGAUUACUGUGGAUGUGAUCUUUUAGCAUGUGCUUUUAUAUAAAAGAAAAAGAAAAAAAAAGUGGUAGCUCCAAACAAUAUAGCAAUCUACCUUAUAUAGAGCCUUCAGAUACUGUGAGUGGGGAUGAACAGUGUGACUGUGUUUGCCUGAGAGAGGGUGAGUGAAGUGUGCUUGUGACUGGGUGUGCCUGCGUGUUUGAGAACCUAUAUACCAGCAUGUACUGAGAACGUAUGUGUGUAGUAAUAAUUAUGCUGCAAUGUAUAAUCUUGUGUGUUAUUUAAACAGUACUAGUACUGUACACUGGUUCCUUUCCUUGUGUUUGCAGUUGCACACUGAAUGUGAUGGGUGCAGCAAUUACAGACAUUUAGUAUUUUGUCCCCAACGUACUUACAGGUGUAAAGACCUUUCUACCUACUACUAUUCAAACACCUGUUACGCUUCCCCUUCACUGGAGGCUUUAAGUGUGUACCACUAAAGAAUGCAUUGAUUCUUCAUACAUGAGUAACUUUGGGGGUUUUAUCAUAUGUUACAAAGUCUGGAUUUUUUAAUGGCUGAUUUACAAGUUAUUUUAUCAAUGUAGAGUCACAAUAUCGCAUUUAGCAAUAUUGUUUUCAAUUGCUGAAAUAUAUCAAUGUUUUUCUGUUUUCCUUUUAAAUUUUUCUAGCUGGGUUUACCAGUUAUGUGUUUCUUUCAUGAAAGGAAGCAGGAAAUACACUGAGGGUGUCCUGGUCUUGAGGAACAGCUCUUAACUUUUGCCCCUUGUACUUGCUAAGGACAUCGUUCUCUAGCUUACAAACAUUGGCUUUAAUGACAUUCAUUCUUUGUCAUCUGCAAGGAAGUUGGUAUGUAACUAAAAUAACUUGUAAAAGGUUACAAUUUUAUUCCUGCGACUUCAUGAAUAAAAUACAUUUUUUAGUGUUUUCUCAGAGAAGUAGAAUUUCAUAUUUCUUUCACCCUAUCACAAGAGGAGGUAGGUUUUGGUCAAAAUCUGCAGAAUUCAGUUGCCCUGAUGCUGCUUCUUUCCCUUCCCUAUUUCAUGAUGAGUGUAAUAGGAAGAAGGAACUCCUAGGUUUUUGCAAUCAAGUUUCCAGAGUGCUCCACUAGAGGAGAAAUAUGGAAUACUUUCCAGAACAGUGCUGUGAAAAAAGAGGGGAUAAUGUCUAUUCAAGUGCUCUGAAUAAUAUUUUUUUGGGCCAUUGAAAAAAAAAUUAGCUUUUUUAUAACAUUCACACUGGUAACAUCUCUGAUGUAUUCUAGCAAAAUAUUUAGGUCUGCAUAUACCACAGUUGUUAAAAGGAUGCACUUUUUGCAAAGAAACUCUUCUCAUAAAUUCAGUCUCAUUUCUUCGGUUGCAGCAGCAGCACAAGUGGCACAAUUACUAGUAUUGCUACAACUUGCUGCCAGUCUCAGCUUUAAGUUUAUUCUUUAUAAUUUCUGAUGCUUUGGUAUGCUGCUAUGCUUUAGUAUCAGUUAAAAUUUCAAACAGUGUUAGAUGUUCUCCAUGCUCGUUUUCCUCUUUGAAGAUUUUACAGACCAGUCACAGCUCUUGGUGCAGCUAAAUAAAAGCACAAUUUUGCCCCAUUUCAUAUGUUUUUCCUUCUGUUUAGUUAUGCAGGUAGUUCUCAAAAACAGUGACGCUUUCUCUACAUGUCCUUACUUAGGAACACUAAAUAAGUAAAAAUGCUGUUACUUCCACUUCAAAAUACUAGAAUUUCUUUUUCCUCUCUUCCAGUGGAGUUAAAGAACAGGCUUUUCACAAUAGCACCUAGCAGGUUAAAUUACAUGUAAUAAAAUUUAUUUUUUUAACAAAUAAAAUCAUGUUUAAAAAGCAUAUGCCACGUAUGUCUUACAAAACUUAGCCUCUUUUAUAAAACUGCAAAAUAAAAAUAAUCCAUGUACAGAUUUAAACAUGACUAACAUUUCUGUGUUUAGUAUUCAGUUCAAAGCAUGGAAAGAGGGUACUUUUUCUAAAUUUGAUACAAGUAGACAAGACACAUACUUCUGAAGCUGAGGGAAAGUAGUUCUCUUUCUGGAACUGGAGAAAUGUCCCUUUUCCCCCACUAAAAUCCAGUGAGACAGUGGGAGAUCUAGGAGAUGGAGGGUCUAAGUUGGUAAAAUCCUGCAAUUAAUUGUUGCACUCUUAUGGCUCAUCUCUUCUGGAAUGAUUCUUUGGUUUGCUUGGAUGAAUGGGGACUUGUUUCCUGUGGUAGUGUGUACAAAGAGCACACAUGCUUAUGUUUUGAAUCAGCUCAGACAGGCUACAACCACAUCUUCUGUGGUGGCUGUCAAGGGCAGGGGAUUUAUGUUCAGCUCUUAACUGCCAUGUAUUAUGCACAGCUGCCGUGGUGCCUGACAGCACCUGAAUUCAGCAACACUUUUUUUAUCUUCAUUGCCUUUCUGCCAUCCAAUGACUCUUUUUUCUCCAAAAAAAACAAGAAUAUCUAACCUCCAAUAUGUUUGCUUUAUCAUAUUGGCACUGCUGUGUUUUUUUGCAUAAACUGUCAAUUUUAUUUGACAUUUUGAUGGAUAUCAAGGCCUACAGAUAAUUCCAGUGUCUCAUUUUUUGGCUUUCUUUAGAAGAAGUAGGGCCGUGUGUUGUAUGUCAUUUUGUAGAGGCUCUGGAAUGUGACUUCACAGCUCUUAAUACAAUGCAUAAUACUUGGGAUGAGAUAUAUCAACUGUUUUAAUUUCAAUUGUAGAAAACAGUUUCAACUGAGUUAUCUUUGGGCCUUUGUAAAAGCUGUGUUUUUUUCCUUUGGUACAUUGUUACCUCAUUUUGCUACUUGUGUUUCAGACUUGCUAGUUUUUAUGAAAUCUUAUGGUUUUUGUUGGAAUCAUAUUUUGUUAAGUGUUUUCUUUAAAUCAUAUGCUAUUGUAUCAUUUAACAUGUAGUUUUAAAUGUAUUAUAAAUAUCUGUAACCAAAUCAUUUGAAGGCUUGAUAAAUUUUUAACAAAAUUUGUACAUUUUUUAUGAGAGUUACUAGUAAUGCUUUACUAGGUAGUGCAAUGAAUUUUUAUUUUUAAUCCCUGUGCCCAAUUUUGGAGUUGAGAGAGUUGUU